Molecule: messenger RNA, 2049 nt
Organism: Lasiodiplodia theobromae
Lineage: Eukaryota; Fungi; Ascomycota; Dothideomycetes; Botryosphaeriales; Botryosphaeriaceae
Product: Beta-lactamase
Exons: 4
Coding region: 1-2049 (682 amino acids)
Source: RefSeq, a predicted model, not a curated record
AUGGCGAAGGUUUUGGGUCGAUGCGACGACCGUUUCCAGCAUGUCAAGGAACUACUCCAACAGUAUCUGACUUCUGGCGAGGAACUUGGAGCCUCUCUUGUUGUCAACAUUGAUGGAGAAAAUGUCGUCGACCUGUGGGGAGGCUACGCAGAUACUUCUCGUACCCGCCUCUGGGAGGAAGACACCAUUACCGCCGUGUGGUCGACAUCGAAAACCGUUACCAGCCUAGCCGCCCUGAUACUUAUCGAUCGAGGCCUCCUGUCACCUUACGAGAAGGUUGCCAAGUACUGGCCGGAGUUCGCCGCGAAUGGCAAGCACAACAUCGAAGUCCGUCACAUACUUUCGCACAGCUCUGGCGUAUCUGGCUGGGAUGCUCGUAUGAGCCUUGAAGAUGUCAUUGAUGUACCCGCGUCAACGGGCCUUCUCGAACAACAAGCGCCCUGGUGGGUACCUGGAACAGCGUCAGGCUAUCAUUCUUUUACGAUGGGCCAUCUCGUCGGGGAGCUCGUACGCCGCGUCACUGGAAAAUCUCUAAAGCAAUUUAUUGCGGAUGAAAUCGCGACUCCAUUCGGUGCGGACUUCCAGCUGGGGGUUGCGGAGAAGGACUGGCCACGCACCGCGGAUGUCGUUCCGCCGCACACGUGGAGAAAGCCACCUCCUGCGGGCGAUGUCGAUUCCGUAUCAGCGAAGACGAUGAGGAACCCCGUUUUUGAUAUUUCAGUCGCAAACACCCCAACCUGGAGGCGGGCGGAGCUCGGUGCGGCGAGUGGGUUCGGGAAUGCUAGAGCCAUUGCUCGCAUGCUUUCUGCUAUCUCCCUUGGUGGAAUUGUUGGCAACCACAAACUCCUGUCCCCGGAUACGAUCGACCGCAUCUUUGAAGAACAGGCCAAGGGAAUCGAUUUGGCAACUGGAGAAUCGCUUCGCUUAGGCAUUGGAUACGGACUGACCGGAGCCGAUACCAUGGUCAACUGGAUACCAGAGGGGCGAGUCUGCUUUUGGGGAGGACUUGGUGGCUCAAUUAUUAUCAUGGAUGUCGACCGCAGGAUGACUAUCUCGUAUGUGAUGAACAAGAUGGAGAACGUGGGAAUUGGGAAUUAUCGUUACGGUCACGCAAGGCCAGAUAUCAAGGCCAGCCCCAUCUUCAACAUGCCAAAGCUAUUUGCUAUAGGAGUUACCGGAUACGUUGGCGGCGACGCCUUUUACACCAUUCACCAGCAUCAUCCUGAAUACGAAUGGACGUUCCUUGUGAGGGACCCCGAAAGGGUCGCAACGCUUCUGAAGCAGUACCCCAAGAUGAGGUUUAUCCAGGGCGAUCUCGAUAGCUACGACUUGAUAGUUGAUGAGGUUGCAAAGGCGGACAUCGUGCUUAACAUCCGCAGCGGUACAUUCGGAACGGAAUCAACCAAGGUAUACAACGAUUGGGAUGGCGUGUCGGAAGUAACAUCUCUGCCCGAGGACGCCGCGCAUCGGACGGUGGACAAGAUCGUCCUCUCAAGCAACGAGGAAUCUUCCCUGAUCCGCACUGCCAUCGUUUGUCCCCCAUGCAUCUACGGCGAAGGACGGGGGCCGGACAAAACGCGAUCGAUCCAGGUGCCAGAGUUGAUAAAGUGCACGUUGGAGCGCAAGAAAGGGUUCCAAAUUGGACACAGCCAAAAUAGGUGGGGCACCGUACACGUUCGAGACUUAAGCUCCAUAUAUCUACGGCUCAUCGAGGAAGCCUCUAAGCCUGGUGGAGGAAAUGCCACCUGGGGACUUGAAGGCUACUAUUUCAUCGAGUCGGGUGAGCACCACUGGGGCGAUAUCGCCAGAGCUAUCGCCAGCGAGGCUUGCAAGCUUGGGCUGAUUCCUUCCCCUGAAAUUGAGCACCUAAGCGUCAACGAAGUGGAGGCGAUACACCCGUUCGGAAGAUACCUUUGGGGCACCAACUCAAGGCACACAGCAAUUAGGGCCAGAAGAGUGCUGGGGUGGGAGCCAGCCGAUUCACUGUCACUUUCAGUGGAACUUCCUCGCAUGGUGGAGGUUGAGGCUCGGAGGAUGAAGCUGAUCUGA